Messenger RNA from Schistosoma bovis, 1417 nucleotides. NCBI's taxonomy places the organism in Eukaryota, Metazoa, Platyhelminthes, Trematoda, Strigeidida, Schistosomatidae. The record is from the annotation of a GenBank genome assembly.
AUUUAAUGACGCGGUGAUUCUGGUUACUGCGCUACUUUCGAAGUCGUCUGUAAAGAAAUACUUCUAUUUUAGAUGUGGUUCAAUGGUACACAGCCUAAAACACACAUUGAGGAAGCUAAUCGUCAUCUCAACGCUUUAACAACUAGGAUUAAGGAACUGGAAAUACAACUCAAAACUAAGGAGGAAGAGUUAAACAAAAAGGAAGAAGACUUCAACAUAGUUAUGCAGGAAGUACAUGUAAAACGUGAAACAGAAGUAAACAAUCUUAAUGAAUUAAUAUUUAAACAAAAUGUAAAACUCCAACGUUUAGAACGUGAUUUACUCAACCGGGACUCGGAACUCAGCGUUUUACGCAAACGUUGUCGUAUGUUUGAUGAAGUACUUAGAUACAAAGCUACAUUAGCGAAAUUGACUAUUACAAUGGAGCAAGCCGAACAGUAUGCAAAUUUAACAGCUAAAAGUUACCCAGUUAGUGCUAAUAGUAACGGUGUUAAGAGCCCCCUCGAUGUUAUCAACACAGAUCCAAGUCCACUUAUGAUACGAAAUGUUGGUUCGAGCACUGAUAUAACAGAAACUGAUUGUUUAAUUGAAGAAGUUGGGAAAACACUUAUCCAGUCUGAAGGUCAACGAACAAAAUCAUUGGCCCAUAUUGUUAGUAAUGGUCAGUUGUGAUUUUCUUUUGUAUAUGUAUUCUUGUUUACCUUUCUUACACUUUUCUAUCCCUUUUCACUGUCCCUUAAUAAUUGGCUCUAAAACUGGUUAUAUUUUAACACAAUAGUAUGUUAAUUAUUCCAGUUUUGUUUUUUCGAACAUUUUCUCUUAAUCUCUGUGAUUUGUUCUCUAUAAUGUACUUUAGUUUACACAUAAAAUUUUCAGUUAAAGCACACAUGCUUUAACUAGAACUUUAUGUGAUCACUUGAGUUGACUGUGAUAUUUUUCAAGAUACUUAACUUGUAAUUUAACGGUUACUGGUAGAGUUUUAUCACUGAAAGAUUGAUGGUAAUUGGAGAUGGAGGAAAAUUCAAAGGAAUCAUCAAUUUAAACUACAACUUGAUUCAAAUCUUAACACGAUUCAGAUUUUCGUGUAAAAACAUUAGGUUGAGAUUUUAUGUGUAUGAUGAAAAAUUGUAUGUAUUACUGUUAUGGCCGCAGAUUAUUUCUUGUACACUGAUAAAUUGUAAUUUGUUGUCCACAUAUGAUUGAUAAGAUAGUUCAUUUUCUGUUAUAUAUAAGUUUUCAGUUGAACGGUAAAUAUCAUCCCGAUAAACGACAGUAAAAAGUACAAUACGUCAUGCUUUUAACAUAGGUUAAGUACUGUGACCUCAACUGAUGGUAUGCACACUAUAUUAUAACCAAAUGGGUGUAAAAGAAAAAUGUACAAGAUAAAGUUUUGUACUAAUAAAGACUUCUUAACACA